Molecule: messenger RNA, 684 nt
Organism: Symbiodinium pilosum
Lineage: Eukaryota; Dinophyceae; Suessiales; Symbiodiniaceae
Source: the annotation of a GenBank genome assembly
AUGGAGGAGCCCGAAGAUGCAGAGGCCCCCGCAGAGCAGCCAAAGGCCGUCCCUGAACCUGAGGCCAUGGCGCCGCCGGCACCUCCUCCGCGCGAAGAUCAGGCAGAGCUGAACAUUCAGGAUGUCAAGGCCCGUGCCUGCGAUGCGCUGCACAAGGCACUGGGGCUGAGUGGCGGCGAGGAAGCAGGUGGCGAGCAGUCCGUGAAUAUCGAGGAUGUGAAGGCACGUGCCGCAGGCGCACUGGAAAAAGCUUUGGGUGUCACAGAUGAUUCGGCAGCAUCCUCGAAGGACGUUCCGCCGGCUGAGCCAGCUCCUGCUCAGUCAAGCCUUGUGACGGAGGUUCAAGAGAUUACAAGGCAAGUCAAAGAAGAGCUCGGCAAAUUCCAAGGCGAGGUAUGCGGUCAGCUGCAGGACUUGAAGCAGCUGUCAAGUGAGGUGCGCAAGGACGUGGAGGACUUGCGCCACCAGGUGGCAGAAGCCAAGCGUGAGGCUACUGGAUCCACGUUUGGUGCCACCACGGUGACUACAAUCAAGCCGGAGGAUCCGCUUCAGGAUCUCGGAGGCGGAAGCCUUGCCGACUUGGAGAAGAAGAUCCGGGAGCGCAACGAGCGCUUCAGGCGUGAGAACGCCGCAAUGCGGGAAGAGAAUGCUCGCCUGAAGAUGAUGGGACCUAGAGCCGACUGA